Messenger RNA from Nannospalax galili (Upper Galilee mountains blind mole rat), 4235 nucleotides. RefSeq names its product transmembrane O-mannosyltransferase targeting cadherins 4 (gene Tmtc4). Gene Ontology annotation, biological process: endoplasmic reticulum unfolded protein response; protein O-linked glycosylation via mannose. The transcript has 18 exons. The coding region runs from base 76 to 2301 and encodes 741 amino acids. NCBI's taxonomy places the organism in Eukaryota, Metazoa, Chordata, Mammalia, Rodentia, Spalacidae. Gene Ontology annotation, molecular function: mannosyltransferase activity; protein binding. The record is from RefSeq and is a predicted model, not a curated record. Gene Ontology annotation, cellular component: endoplasmic reticulum.
CGCGGCUCGGGCUCCUUGCAGAUUUCUAACUAGCAUAAUGCUGGAACAGGAGGCUGGCAGUCUGCAGUUUUCAAGAUGGCAGAGCUGGAUGCUGACUUGGAUCACAUCAUUCCAUCAUCUGUCCUUCCCUCUUUCUGGGCUAAGUUAGUAGUGGGAUUUGUUUCCCUCGUGUGUUUUGCAAGGAGCUAUGAUGGAGAUUUUGUCUUUGAUGACUCUGAAGCCAUUGUUAACAAUAAGGACCUCCGACCAGACACGCCCCUGGGGGACCUGUGGCAUCAUGACUUCUGGGGCAGUAGAUUGAGCAGCAACACCAGCCACAAAUCCUACCGGCCACUUACUGUCCUGACUUUCAGGAUCAACUACUAUUUGUCAGGAGGCUUCCACCCCGUGGGUUUCCAUGUGGUCAACAUCCUCUUGCAUGGUGGCAUCUCUGUCCUCAUGGUGGACGUCUUCUCGGUCCUGUUUGGUGGCCUGCAGUACACCAGUAAAGGCCGGAGGGUGCACCUGGCCCCUAGAGCUUCCCUGCUGGCGGCCCUACUGUUUGCUGUCCAUCCAGUGCACACUGAAUGUGUUGCUGGUGUUGUCGGCCGUGCAGACCUCCUGUGUGCCCUGUUCUUUUUGUUAUCUUUCCUUGGCUACUGUAAAGCAUUUCAAGAAAGUAACAAGGAGGGAACACAUUCUUCCACCUUCUGGGUGUUGCUGAGUAUCUUGCUGGGAGCAGUGGCCAUGCUGUGCAAAGAGCAAGGGAUCACUGUGCUGGGUUUGAAUGCAGUCUUUGAUAUCUUGGUGAUAGGCAAAUUCAGUGUUCUGGAAGUCAUCCAGAAGGUAUUACGUAAGGACAAGUCAUUAGAGAGUAUUGGUGUGCUCAGGAAUGGGGGCCUCAUCUUCCGAAUGACCCUGCUCACCUCCGGAGGGGCCAGCAUGCUCUAUGUGCGCUGGAAAAUCAUGGGUACAGGCCCACCACCAUUUACUGAGGUGGACAACCCAGCUUCCUUUGCUGAUAGCAUGUUGGUUAGGGCCAUAAACUAUAAUUACUACUAUUCAUUGAAUGCCUGGCUGCUGCUGUGUCCCUGGUGGCUGUGUUUUGAUUGGUCAAUGGGCUGCAUCCCCCUCAUUAAGUCAGUUGGUGACUGGAGGGUAAUUGCUCUAGCAGCACUUUGGCUCUGCAUAAUUGGCCUAAUAUGCCAAGCCCUGUGCUCUGCCGACAGCCGGAAGAGAAGAAUCCUUACUCUGGGUCUGGGAUUUCUCGUGAUCCCAUUUCUUCCUGCAAGCAACCUGUUUUUCCGAGUGGGCUUCGUGGUUGCAGAACGUGUCCUCUACCUCCCCAGCGCUGGGUACUGCAUGCUGCUGACCUUCGGCUUUGGAGCCCUAAGCAAGCACACUAAGAAAAAGAAACCAAUUGCUGCUGUGGUCCUGGGCAUUUUAUUCAUCAAUGCACUGAGAUGCAUGAUUCGCAGUGGCGAGUGGCGGAGCGAAGACCAGCUCUUUCGAAGUGCCCUCUCUGUGUGUCCCCUCAAUGCUAAGGUUCACUACAACAUUGGCAAAAACCUGGCUGAUCAAGGCAACCAAACAGCGGCCAUCAGAUAUUACCGGGAAGCAGUCAGACUAAAUCCCAAGUAUGUUCAUGCCAUGAAUAAUCUUGGAAACAUCCUAAAAGAGAGGAAUGAGCUGCAGGAAGCUGAAGAGCUGCUGUCAUUGGCUGUCCAAAUACAGCCAGACUUUGCAGCUGCAUGGAUGAAUUUGGGCAUAGUACAGAAUAGCUUGAAACGGUUCGAGGCAGCGGAACAAAGUUACCGGACAGCAAUUAAACACAGGAGGAAAUACCCAGACUGCUACUACAAUCUUGGGCGGCUGUAUGCGGAUCUAAAUCGCCAUGUGGAUGCACUGAACGCAUGGAGAAAUGCCACCGUGCUGAAGCCAGAACACAGCCUGGCUUGGAACAACAUGAUCAUCCUCCUGGACAACACAGGUAAUUUAGCCCAGGCUGAAGCAGUCGGAAGAGAGGCCCUGGAAUUAAUUCCUAAUGAUCACUCUCUUAUGUUCUCAUUGGCAAAUGUUUUGGGGAAAUCUCAGAAGUACAAGGAAUCUGAAGCUUUAUUCCUCAAGGCAAUUAAAGCAAAUCCAAAUGUUGCAAGCUACCAUGGGAAUUUGGCUGUGCUUUAUCAUCGCUGGGGACAUCUCAACUUGGCCAAGAAACACUAUGAGAUCUCCUUGCAGCUUGACCCUGCAGCCACAGGCACCAAGGAGAAUUACAGUCUUCUAAGGAGAAAGCUGGAACAAAUGCAGAAGAAAGGUGUCUGAUCUUUGCCCUCAUGCUUUGAGUUUGUACGAGUGUGCAUGAGGCAUACCAUUCAGAUUGUGUGCUUGUGUUUAGCCGUUUAAAGUUCUCAGAUGUUUUGUUUAUUCUGUUACUUUUUUGUCCUAUGAAAACAAAGACAUGCAAAAAAGAUUAUAGCACCAGCAGAACAUUCUUGAAUGCUUGAUAGGGCUUUUGCAUUGAAAUUGUAUUUUUUCAGAUAACUCAAACGUAAUUCUAAAAUCUCAAAAAUGAAGCUUUUUUUUUUUAACUGAAAAGAAAAACAGAAAAAUUUAUCUUGAGCAACUUUUGUUUGCAUUAAGCCUGCAUUUGAGAUGUGGACAGUCAUGAUUUAUGGACUGUCGUGAUUAAACCUCACUUGUGACCGAGACAUGGCAGACUCCUACAACUUACAUAAAUAUCAAAAGUGUUUGUAUAUUAGCAUUUUUAUUUAAUGAGAAGAAAGACUAAGAUUUUGUUUUUUAAGUGUCUUUUUGCAAUAGUAUACCUUGGAUUUUGUUUAUAAGGAAAUAUUUAUUCACAUUUUUAUGUGUUGAACAGGGUAGAUAAUUGAAUGAAGAAUGGAAAAUUUUAGCAUAUGGUAUGGUAUAUCUAUAUACAUUUUCCUCCAUAGGAAGAAAUUGACGCCUGCAUUAUUUUUUCAUGUCUCCAACUCAUGCAAUUUUAGUACACAGGAGAUUAUACAAGAUUCUACAGAAACUGUUUCUGUUGGUAGAAUAUUCCAGCCAGGCCUUCAGUCAAGAGCAGGCAGUCUGACAUUAUGGUUUCUGUUUAUCCAAUGUGCAGAGGGCUAUAUACCUGUGUCGUUGUAUUUUCAUGUUACUAACUGUGAAGCAGUUUUCCAUUUCAUUUAAUGGAACUACAGACAUUAUCCAUAAAAUGCAAGAGGUACAUUUUCUUUCAAAAGGAGUCAUAUUAGCCAGGCGUGGUCUUUAAAUCCAGCACUUGAGAGGCAGAGGCAGGCGGAUCUCUGUGAGUUCAAGGCUAGCCUGGUCUACAUAGUGAGUUCCAGGCCAGCUGGGGUUACAGGGAGACCCUGUCUCAAAAAGACCAAAACAAACAAAAAAGAGUCUAUUUCUGAACUGUGUGGUAUUCUUAAAGAAUUGGAUUAUUUUUUCUACUUAUUUGAUCAGAACAAUUAUGUUUACUUGGUUUCUUCUUUGUACUGUUGACUUAAUUAUUUAUGCAAUCUCUGUAAUUUCUUAUGUGGUAAAAUUAUCACACAAACUGGCAUGAAAAUAUUUUAUUGCAUUCUAAAUAGUCGAUGUUCAAGUUAGUGAAUUUUUUUGUUCUCCUUUUCCUUAAAAUGCAUUCAGUUCUUUUCUGAUAUGUGACUUCUAUUGUUUUAGGGCCCUCUAUUGGGUGCUUUUCCCAUUACUUUGGCAAAAUACCUGACAAAAAACAAUGUAUGGGUGGAAGGGUUUCUUUUGGUUCACAGCUUGAACACAGUUUGGUUCACAUUGUGGCAGGAAAGCCAUGGUGGAGGAGUACAAGGUAGUUUGCAUCCACAGUCAGGAGGCAGAGGGUGAAGAAUGAUGGUGUUCCACUCACUUUCUCCUUUUUAUUCACUCCAGGACCCCUGCCUGAGGAUGGUGCCAUCCAUAUUUAGUGUAGGUCUUUCCACCUCCGAUAAACCUCUCUAGAAACACCCUCAGAUAGACCAGAAGUUCUGUCUCUUAGGUGAUUCUAAAUCCAGUUUACAAUCAAAUUUAACCAUCACAGGACUGUUUUAUAGAAUUGUAUCAUAAAGUUGUCCAAGUUCAUGGAAAGGAGUACAUAGAUCCAUGUUAAGAUAGACUUGAUAGCUGCCAGGCGUGGUGGCACACAUCUUUUAGACCCUUAGCCCCAGCUUGCCUGGACCUUCCUAUGUAGAUCAGGCUGACCUACAGUUCACAGAGAUCUGCCUGUCUCUGCCUCC